Messenger RNA from Xenopus tropicalis (tropical clawed frog), 2432 nucleotides. Its product is annotated as zinc finger protein 271. The coding region runs from base 587 to 2260 and encodes 557 amino acids. Gene Ontology annotation, molecular function: identical protein binding. Gene Ontology annotation, cellular component: nucleus. The transcript has 6 exons. The record is from RefSeq and is a predicted model, not a curated record. Lineage: Eukaryota; Metazoa; Chordata; Amphibia; Anura; Pipidae.
GAAAAGCAUUGUGGUAUAUGUGGUGAACGCUUACUAACAUUUCCCCGACUAAUACGUUACAUAGGACUACAACUCCCUACGACCUACAUGAUAAACGAGAUAAUUUAGCUGUUUUACUUCUCAUUGGCUGUUAGCAAGCAACGUCACAAAGGAAUUCUGGGAUAUGUAGUACGCUUGAAGUGAGAGAAACCAAUAUAACUGUAUGGAAGACUACAAAACCCAAUAGCUACCGCGACUGACAUGGAUGAGUGGCAAGGCGGUGUCAUGUGACAUACAGAGGGCCAAUCUGAGCAGAAGGAUGGGCUGACUGUUUCAGUGUUGCUUUAAGAUUACAACCCUAACGUUGAUGGACUACAGCUUCAGGCAUGCUUCAUCCCUUGAUAAUAUGUUUGAGAAUGCCAAGCAACAGUGUUAGCACUUUAAGCAGAAUGAUCUUUCAAUCUCACACAGAGGAUACAAGGACAUGUUCCAGUCGCAACACAACAACACCUGACCUAUCCCAUUACCAUACCAAGGUUUUUAUUAUGACAAUGGUCCUCCCUUUGCUGCUGUAACAUCCUCUACUCUUCUGGUCUUAAAUAAAAACAUGGAUACUUCAGAUGGACAGACGAAGUUACCAACAAGUGAGUGUAUGGUAGACAACCAGCACGAUUCAGUGGGAGGCAAUAAAACAAAUAAUAUUAUUAAGAAAGAAGAAUAUGAUGAAUUAUCUGUUGAUCCUGUCACAGAGGACAACCCAAAGGUCAUUGAACAAGAAGAAACACCUUGUAAUAUUAGUCUGGUUGAUCAAUCUACACAGGGAAACAACAAUGAUCAUAAUAAAGACACUUUGGAUGAAGAAAAGAAUACACAAGAUAAAAUGAGCAGUAAUAUUGACAACCCUAAAAAAACCUAUAACAACAGGGUACAUGUAUGCUUUGAUUGUGGCAAAGCUUUUACUCGAAGUUCAUCUCUAGUGGUACACAAGAGGACCCAUACAGGGGAAAAACCUUAUGAAUGUAGCACAUGUGGAAGGAACUUCACUUCAACUUCUGAUCUUACAAGACAUCAAAUAACACAUACAGGAGAAAGACCAUAUGUAUGUGGUGAAUGUGGGAAGAGUUAUAGUCACUCAUCCAGCCUUGUUAUUCACUACAGAAUACAUACUGGGGAGAGGCCAUUUGCUUGUGAUGAGUGUGGAAAACGUUUUGCCUGCAGAUCAACUCUAAAUGCUCAUCAGAGAAGACACAUAGAUGAGGUGACAGACAGACUUAUGAAUUUAAAGGGCAGAAAGUUGCCAUCUAAGAAAGUGUUUAAAAAGAACCCCCAAAGCUUUGAUGCACCAGGAGAUACUGUGGCAAAUGCUGAAGACAGAAGAAAAGUCCAUAGAUCAUUUGGUAUGUCAAAGCACAAUUCUACAUUAGAUUCUACUACUCCAUGCUUGGGAGAUGAUACCUUUGUCAAGAAUGAAAAUUCUACAGAAAAGCCUUCAUGUGGUAUCCUUAAAAUAAGUCACUCUGAAAAUUGCAGUCAGGGAAAUCCAACUGCUAAACAGCAUGCAGAUAUGCCAAAGAACACCAAGCCUCCAAAAAAGAUAUAUUUUCGCAGGCAUCAAAAGAAAGAAGUUGUACGUAAGGUCCAUGUCUGUGAUGAUUGCGGGAAACGGUUUACUAGGAGUUCAUCUCUGGUGAUACACAAGAGGACCCAUACAGGGGAGAAACCUUAUGAGUGCAGUAUAUGCAAAAAGAACUUUCCUUCUACCUCUGAUCUUUCACGACACCAGACAACACAUACUGGGGAGAGACCAUAUGUAUGUAGCCAGUGUGGAAAGAGAUAUACUCAUGCUUCCAGCCUAGUUAUUCAUCAAAGAGUACACACCGGAGAAAGACCAUUUUCCUGCAAUCAAUGCGACAAGAGUUUUACCAGUAGAUCAAGUCUAGUUACUCACUACAAGCGACACACUGGAGAGAUGACUCUAAUAUGCAGUGUUUGUGGGAAAGGUUUUCUUACAAAAUUUCAUUUUGCAUUGCACCAGAGAACCCAUACUGGAGAAAGGCCCUUUUCAUGUAGCCAGUGUGGGAAACGAUUCUCUUCCCGUGGAGCUCUAGGUCGACAUGAGGUUAUCCACACAGGAGAGAGGCCAUACAUUUGCAAAACAUGCGGAAAGAGUUAUACACGUGGUUCCCUGCUUAGCAGACAUGAGAGAAUUCAUAUGGAAGUGAGUUCCUUUGUCAAACUUGAGCCUGACAUUCACCUAGAGAGCACAGAGUCUACAAUUUAAAUUAACAUAUUUAUUGCCAAAUAUGUAUUGAUAUUCAUAAUCAGAAAUUAGAAAAAUUACAUUUUGUUCAGAAAUAGUUUUAAAACAUUUUAACUGUACACCAUUUUCUUUCCAAUUUCAUAGCAUGUCCAGAUUUUUUAAAAAUAAAAACAGGUGCACCUUGGAGUCCAAA